Messenger RNA from Anthonomus grandis grandis, 1460 nucleotides. It is a transcript of the gene pip, whose product is annotated as heparan sulfate 2-O-sulfotransferase pipe. Gene Ontology annotation, molecular function: sulfotransferase activity. Gene Ontology annotation, cellular component: membrane. The transcript is spliced from 7 exons. NCBI's taxonomy places the organism in Eukaryota, Metazoa, Arthropoda, Insecta, Coleoptera, Curculionidae. Bases 179 to 1321 code for a protein of 380 amino acids. The record is from RefSeq and is a predicted model, not a curated record.
CGAGAGAACCAUCGUUUCAGUACCAACGCAUUCAGUCAAUGAAGACUUUCGUCGGAUGAGAGUCGCGCGUUUUUUGGUGCGUGUCAUCCCGGCUUUUACCGAUUUUGCAAUUGCGUGACUUAAAAGCCAUAAUUUUUCUUUUGUGAUGCACGUGACUUUUUAAAAAUCAGUAAGCAUAAUGGAUCAUCUUUAUAGAUACCGAAGAUUUUCGUUACCUAAGAGAACAAGCGAACUGGUGGCCUUGGUGGCUGUAUCUACAACCCUGUUCCUAUUCUUGCACACCAGAGACCUGAACACCAAACUGAGGGAGAUGGAAGUGAGACUGCAACCAGAAGACUUAUUGACAUCCAAUCAACUUUUUUCAGGUGAUAGUGCUCCAGAAAAAGUCCCAUCAGGAGUCAAAGCUAUGAUGAAACUACUGCAAAGCACUGGAGAGAUGUCCUCCCUGGAACCUGACCAACUGAACAACACUAAAAAAGCCCAACAAGACGUAGUGUUCUUUAAUAGAGUCCCAAAGGUAGGCUCUCAAACCUUAAUGGAGCUCUUGCGCAGACUUAGCAUAAGAAACCAGUUUGGAUUCCACCAAGACAGAGUGCAGAGGGUGGAAACAAUUAGAUUAGCUCCUGAAGACCAGGCAGCUCUCUCAGCUUUGGUAUCCAGCUAUGAACCUCCUAGUGUUUAUAUUAAACACGUCUGUUUUACUAAUGUCUCUUCAUUUGGCUUGCCCGAGCCGAUCUAUAUUAAUCUUGUAAGAGAUCCAGUGGAGAGGGUUAUUUCUUGGUACUACUACGUGAGGGCACCCUGGUACUAUGUGGAGAGGAAAAUUGCUUUUCCGGAUUUGCCACUUCCGGAUCCAAAAUGGCUCAAGAAGGAUUUUGAACAAUGUGUUCUAUCGGGCGAUAGGGAAUGCCGCUACAUCCGUGGCGAGAUCCGCGAGGGAAUAGGAGACCAUAGGAGACAAUCGAUGUUCUUUUGUGGACACCAUGUUGAUUGCCUACCCUUCAACACUGAGGGUGCCUUAGAAAGGGCGAAACGUGCUGUAGAAGAGAACUAUGCUGUGGUGGGGGUGUUGGAAGAAAUGAACACCACUCUGACAGUUUUAGAAAAUUAUAUUCCAAGAUUUUUCGAGGGUGCUUCAGAUGUUUAUUGGAAUGAAAUAAGCCGAUAUAAUCCAAUAAAUAAAAACAAUUUCAAGCCUCCGGUGAGUGAAGAGGUGAAGGAUAUCGUGAGGAAAAACUUUACUAAAGAAAUCGAGUUUUAUCAGUUUGUUAAGCAACGGUUGCACAAACAAUAUGUUGCUUUGAAACUGAAGAAGCCUUAAGGGUUGUAAAUAGUACAAUUUAGUAAGUUAUAGUAUUUAGGCAAGUGUUUGUGAUUGUACUAUAGUUGGUUAGACUUGUACAUAUUAUUUAUAAAUACGAUUUUAUACGUUUUUGUAUUUUAAUAAAUGUUGGUUUAAG